UAAAUUAAAUGAGAUAUACAAAAUUAAUAUGCCUGCUUUUGUGUAUGCUUCUUGUAAGUAAUGCACUUCGUAUAAAGACUGCAAACAGAAAUCUUUCUCGGAUGCAGACAUCUACUCGUGGAAGUAGACUGCAAAGUGCCUUACAUGGGGGAAUCCAAUCCCGCUUGCAACAGGAUGACGCUGUAGUGGUUGAAGCUGACGAAGAUGAUCUUACAGCCAACAUCUUCGCUGAUGAAGAUGAACCAACUGAACAAGAAGAUAUUGUCCAGAGUGAUAUCGAAGCCCAUCAAGAAGAAGAAACUGAAGCUCUUGAAGCUGAAGAUAAUUCUGAAUCUGCAGAUGAUAUUCAAGACAGUGCUGCUGAGACUGAUGCUCAAGUAGAAGAUGCUGAUAGCGAAGCUCAGGAAGCUCUUGAGUUAGCUGAGAAUUCUGGAGAUGAUGAUGCUAUUGAUGCUGCUAAUCAAGCUCAAGAAGAUGUUGCUGCAGCUGAAGAUGCACAAGCAAAUGCUGAAGAAUUAGCUGAGAUUGCAUCUGAGACUGGAGAUCCAGAUGAUUUGCAGGCCGCUCAGGACGCACAAGAUGAUGCAGAGGAAGCUGCUGCUACUGCAGCUGAAUCUGCUGAGGAAGCUCAAGAACAAGCAGAAGGGGCUGCUGAUGAAGUAGCUGAAGGAGAUGCUGACGAAGCCCAAGUCGAAGCUGAAGAAGAACAAGAAGAGAACACAGAAGAAGCUUCUGAAGAUGUAAGUGAGGCUCAAGAAGACCUUGAUGAGACUGAAGCUGAAGCUAAUGAUGCUCAAGAGCAAGCUGAUGCUGCUGCCGAAGAAACUGGCAAUGCUGAAGAAUCAGUAGAAGAAGACCAAGAAGCUUUAGAAGAAGCUCAGGAACAACUAACAGAAGCACAACAAGAAGGAGACGAAGGAGCUGCUCAGGAGGCUGAAGAUGCUGUUGAAGAAGCCCAGGAUGAUUUGGAUGAAUCAACUGAUGAACUCGCUGAUGCUCAAGAAGAUGAAGCUGAAGCUCAGGAAGAGGUAGAUGAUGCUCAGGAAGAAGUCGCUGAAGAGGAAGCUGAAGUAGAAGUGGCUGAAGAUACUUUGGAAGCUGUUGAGGAUGGAGAAGCUCCAGAAGAAGCAGCAGCUGAUGCGGAGGAAGAAGUUGCUGCUGAGGAAGCUGCCACUCCAGCCGAAGAAGCUGCACCAGCUGAAGAGGAAGCUCCGGCUGAAGAAGCAACUCCAGAAGAAGAGGCUGAGGAAGCAGAAGACCAAGCUGAAGCUGAAGAAGAGGUUGAGGAAGAAGUUGAAGAUGCUGAGGCCGAGGUAGAAGAAACUGAAGUUGAAGCCGAUCAAGCUGAAGAGGAAGUUGAUGCUGCCGAAGAAAUCACAGAUGAUGCAGAGGCUGAAGUCCAAGAAGAUCAAGAGGCUGUUGACAGUGCUGAAGUAGAACUUGAAGAAGCCACUGCCGAAGGAGAUGAAGCAGCUAUUGAGGAUGCCCAAGAAGCUGUUGAUGAAGCAAAUGAGGAAUUAGAGGAGACUAGUGAUGAUCUUGAACAAGCUGAAGAUGCUGAAGCUGAAGCACAAGAUGGUCUUGAUGAAGCAGAAGCAGAGGUUGCAACAGAAGAAGCUGACUUAGAGGUUGAGGAAGCAACAGAGGAUGCUAUUGAAGAAGGAGUUGAUCCAGAAGUAGCUGAAGAAGAAGCUGAGGAAGAGGUAGCUGAGGAGAUUGCUGAAGAGGAAGCUGCUCCAGCCGAAGAAGAAGCCGCUCCAGCCGAAGAAGAAGCCGCUCCAGCCGAAGAAGAAGCCGCUCCAGCCGAAGAAGAAGCCGCUCCAGCCGAAGAAGAAGCCGCUCCAGCCGAAGAAGAAGCCGCUCCAGUCGAAGAAGAAGCUGCUCCUGCAGAUGAAGAAGCUGCUUCUGCAGAUGAAGAAGUUGCUCCAAUUGACGAAGAAGCCGCUCCAGCCGAAGAAGCCGCUCCAGCCGAAGAAGAAGCAGCUCCAGCUGAAGAAGAAGCUGCUCCUGCAGAUGAAGAAGCUGCUCCUACAGAUGAAGAAGCCGCUCCAGCUGACGAAGAAGCAGCUCCAGCCGAAGAAGAAGCAGCUCCAGCUGAUGAAGAAGCAGCUCCUGCUGACGAAGAAGCUGCUCCAGCUGACGAAGAAGCAGCCCCAGCUGACGAAGAAGCAGCUCCAGCAGAUGAAGAAGCUCCUCCUGCAGACGAAGAAACCGCUCCAACUGAAGAAGCCCUUGCAGAUGAUGGAAUUGAAGAAGUUGAAGGUGGUGAAGAACCAGUUGAGUCCACAGAAGAAGCUGCCGAAGAUGCCAUUGACGAGGCUGAGGAAGCUGAAGAGGAGGUUGCAGAAGCUGAAGAGGAAGUAGCUGAAACUGAAGACGCUGUCGAUGCUGCUGAAGAAGCAACUGAUAGUGCUGAAGAAGAAGUUGCAGAAGACCAGGCUGAAGUUGCUGAUGCCCAAGAAGAACUAGAUGAGGCAACUGCUGAAGGUGAUGAAGCAGCCAUUGAUGAAGCUCAGGAUGCUGUUGAUGAAGCUACAGAAGAACUCGAUGAUUCCAAUGCAGAACUUGCAGAUGCUCAAACUGAAGAAGCAGACUCUCAGGCUGAUCUUAACGCAGCUGAUACUGCAGCUGAGGAUGAUCAGGUUGCUGCAGAAGUUGCCGAAGAAGGAGCUGAUGCAGUAGAAGAUGAGACUGAAGAAGCAGUCGAAGAGGAAGAGGCUACUGAGGAAGCAGCUCCAGAAGAAGAGGCUGCAGAAGAAACAGAUGAUGUUGUAGAAGAAGCUGCUGAAGAAGCUGAAGCAGAAGAAGAUGUUGAAGAAGCUGAGGCAGAUGUUGCUGAAGCUGAGGCUGAUGCUGCUGAGGCAGAAGAUGCCGUUGAUGCUGCCGAAGAGACUGCUGAUAACGCUGAAGUUGAAGUUACUGAAGAUGAAGCAGCAGUUGAAGAAGCUGAAGAAGUUCUUGAGGAAGCAACAGCAGAAGGAGAUGAAGAAUCUAUCGAAGAAGCCCAAGAUGCUGUUGAUGCUGCCACUGAAGAACUUGAAGAUUCCAGCGAUGAACUUGCCGAUGCUCAAGAAGAGGAAGCUGAGGCUCAAGAUGCUGUCGAUGAAGCUGAGACUGAAAUUGAUGAAGAACAAGCUGAUCUUGAAGUUGAAGAAGUAACUGAAGAUGCUAUUGAAGAUGGUGUCGAUCCAGAAGAGGCAGAGGAACAAGCAGAAGAGGAAGUUUCUGAUGAGUCAGCUGAAGAAGAAAUGACUGAUGAUGGAGUCGAAGAGGUUGAAGCCGAAGAACCAGCUGCAGAAGAAGCUCCCGUUGAAGAUGAUAGUGCAGAAGAAGCUACUCCAGAAGAUGGGACUGAGGAGAUUCAAGGAGAGGAAGUUGUGAAAGAAGCUGCAGAAGAGGAAACUGCGCCAGAAGAAGAGACUGAGGAAGUCGCAGAUGAUGUUGCACCAGAAGAAGAGGUAGCUGAAGAAUCAACAGAGGAAGUAGCAGAGGAUGUUGAACCAGUUGAAGAAGCUCCAGUCGAGGAUGCCCCAGCCGAGGAUGCCCCAGCCGAGGAUGCCCCAGCCGAGGAUGCCCCAGUCGAGGAUGCCCCAGUCGAAGAUGCCCCAGUCGAAGAUGCCCCAGUCGAAGAUGCUCCAGUCGAAGAUGCUCCAGUCGAAGAUGCUCCAGCCGAAGAUGCUCCAGCUGAAGAUGCCCCAGCUGAAGAUGCCCCAGCUGAAGAUGCCCCAGCUGAAGAUACACCAGUCGAAGAUGCACCAGCUGAGGAAGAGCCAAUUGAGGAGGCUUCAGCUGAGGAAGUUCCAGUUGAAGAAGCACCAGCUGAAGAUGCACCAGCUGAAGAAGCACCAACCGAGGAUGAACCAACUGAGGAAGAAUCCACCGAAGAAGAAUCUUCUGAUGAAGCACCCGUUGAUAAUGCAUCAUCAGAAACCGAAGAGGGUGAAACAGAUAAUGAGACAGAAAUUGAUAUUCCUGUUGGAGCUACUCCAUUUGUUACUCUAGCAGAAUUUGAUGAUCUUAAUACUCAAAUAGAAGGAAUGACAUCACGCGUUGAUUCUAUUGAAGAUGAAAUCUCAAGCGUUGACUUUGCUACUGGAGCUACCACUCUUGCAACAAUCGAAGGAUUACAACAAGAAUUAGACGAUGUUAGCGAUGAAGUUGAUGAUACUACUGAACAAAUUACAGAUGUUGCUGCUGAACAAGAUGCUAUUGAUGCCACUCAAGCAGAAGUUGAAGCAGCACAAGCUGAAAUCGAGCAAACUCAAGAACAGGUUGAGCAAGAAGAAGAUGAUAUUGCUGAAACUCAAGACGAAGUUGAGGCAGCUGAAGAAGAAAUCGAUGAAGCACAAGAUGUCGUUGAAGACGACUUAGCUGAGGUCGAAGCUACCGCUGAAGAAGUUGAGGAAGAAGCAGCUGAAGUUGAAGAUUCUGUUGAUGAAGCUGUUGAUUCCGCAGAAGAGGCUAGUGAAUCUGUAGAAGAAGCUGAAGAGGUAGCAGAAGAAACCGAAGGAGAAAUUGAUGAGGCAGUUGAUGAAGCUGAAGAUACAGUUGAAGAAGAAGCAGAGGAGGCUUCUGAGGAAGUUGAUGAAGAAGCUCAAGAAUCAGUAGAUGAAGCUGAAGAGGCUUCCGAAGAAGCUGCUGAAGAGGCCACUGAGGAGGUAGCUGGUGAUGCUGCUGUUGAUGAGAGUGUAGAAGAAAUUCCAAUUGAAGACUUAUCUCCAACAGAUGCUGCAGGAAAUCCAACACUUGAUCUUGACACCUUACAGAAUAAUUUGGUAGAGCUACAACAACAAGAAGCUGAACUCCAAGCCCAAAUCUCCGAGCUCUCUGCAGAGCCAACUGCUGAAGAAAUUCCAGUAUCCGCAUAAAUUCAUUAAAUUUGGAAAAAGUCCAAACAAAACCUGACUAAUUUUAAUAAAACAAUAU
Molecule: messenger RNA, 4926 nt
Organism: Moneuplotes crassus
Lineage: Eukaryota; Ciliophora; Spirotrichea; Euplotida; Euplotidae
Source: the annotation of a GenBank genome assembly